AUGGGUGUCCCUUUUACCAGAAACAUCCCCAAGGAGAGCUUGUCUUCGCUAGGGCAUGCGCCGGUGCCCAAAGAUGGAGUUCUUUUGCAAGUGCGGGUGGGGAAAGUCAGAAACGCUGCCUUGGGAGGAGAAAUAACAUCCGCCAUCUACAAACAGGAACAGGACCAGCCAAUCUUCUGCAGUUUGACUGGAUUCAUUGGGGAUGAACAUGCAUCUCGUAGGCAUGGCGGAUCGGAGCGCGCAGUGCAUCACACCCCAGAACCGCAGCUGUACGAGGUUGGGGCGUAUGGGGAAAACGUGGUCACGACCAACCUGAAUGAAGACAACGUGUGCAUUGGCGACGUGUUCCAGCUCGGAAACGACGUUCUGCUGGAGGUUAGCGAGCCUCGACAUCCGUGCCACAAGCUCAACUCCCGCUUCCGAUGGCACAGGGCGUUGAACCGCACAAUACGGACGGGACGGUCGGGCUGGAAUAUGCGUGUGUUACGGACUGGAGUUGUCUGCAAAGGCGACUCGGUGUCGUUGGUAAAGCGACCAUUCCCCCAGUGGUCUGUCCUGAACGUGCAGCGAGUUAUCAGAGGAAGACAUGUCCCUUUGCAUCUGUUAUCGGAAUGCACCCAGCUGCCCCUGACAGAUCUGUUCCUAGACCUGGCCAAGGACAGACUGAGGCAGACGCCAAAGACAUAUACCCUAGUUCACGCUCAACAUAUCACCCAGCGCGUCAGGAAGCUUACAUUCGAGUUGAGGGAUCCCUUGGCUCUCACAAAUCCCGAAUUCAAUCGUUACGCUUUUGCUCAAAUCACAUUUUCAGGACCAGACUCUACGAGGCUCUCUCGAUCGUACUCGGUCGUCGAUGGCGACUUGUACAGAUUCAGCCUGGGCGUGGCCCUCGAUCGCCAAUCGCGAGGCGGUUCAGCAUACCUCCACAACGAGCUAAAAGUCGGCGGCGAGAUUGAGAUGUCCCCUGGGACGAACCCUGGCGCGCAGGAAAAUGAUGCAAAGUGCGACCAGGGCAUGCCGCGCCUCGUGCUCGUCGGGGGCAUCGGCAUAACUGCAUUUCUCCCAUCGAUCCGUGAGUGGGAGAGCAAAGGCUUUCCAUAUCAUGUUCAUUACGCCGUACCAAGUCCGGAAGAGGCCGCGUUUCUAGAACGACUCCCUUCAGAGAAGACCACACUAUAUGCUACUUCAAGGGGGGAACGGCUUGAGAUUGGAAAUAUCAUACCAAACCCUGGCCCGGGCAAUUCUCCUAAAACCCGUAUCUUCUCGUGCGGACCAUCGAGCAUGAUGCAAGAAUGUGUCCGGACCACCACUCAGCUCGGUUACCCAGAGCAUAUGGUUCAUUUCGAAGAUUUUGGGGGUGGCGAAGGUGGUAACCUGGGUGACGCUUUCGAGGUGGAAGUCGACGAACCAGACACGAACAGACACGAGAAGAUGACAGUCCCUUCGAACAAGACUUUGCUCGACGUCCUGAACGACGCGGGGUUUGACAUUGUAUACUCAUGCAAGUCUGGCGCCUGUGGUGCCUGCAAGGUCAAGGUUUGUCAAGGGGAGAUCGACUACAAGAGCACAGCGCUCCUGGCGAAGGAGAAGGGGGUUGCGCUACAGAGUUGCGUAGAUCGCGGUGUUGGAAAGCUCAAAAUAGAGAUUGAUUGA
This is a messenger RNA of Aspergillus versicolor CBS 583.65, 1653 nucleotides long. RefSeq lists its product as uncharacterized. Lineage: Eukaryota; Fungi; Ascomycota; Eurotiomycetes; Eurotiales; Aspergillaceae. The record is from RefSeq and is a predicted model, not a curated record. Gene Ontology annotation, molecular function: 2 iron, 2 sulfur cluster binding; molybdenum ion binding; oxidoreductase activity. The coding region runs from base 1 to 1653 and encodes 550 amino acids. The transcript is spliced from 2 exons.